This is a messenger RNA of Pomacea canaliculata, 1023 nucleotides long. RefSeq lists its product as uncharacterized. NCBI's taxonomy places the organism in Eukaryota, Metazoa, Mollusca, Gastropoda, Architaenioglossa, Ampullariidae. The record is from RefSeq and is a predicted model, not a curated record. Gene Ontology annotation, molecular function: G protein-coupled receptor activity. The transcript is spliced from 5 exons. The coding region runs from base 1 to 1023 and encodes 340 amino acids. Gene Ontology annotation, biological process: G protein-coupled receptor signaling pathway. Gene Ontology annotation, cellular component: plasma membrane.
AUGUCUUUCAAUAAGUCCUCAUUAACAGAAGAUAUGAAUGUAUCAGCCACUCAAGACAGUUACCACAAAGUAAACACAUGGAACAUCCACGAAGACUUCCUCAGUUUGCAGACCACAAGAAAUAUCGAAGAAAUUACAUCAUGUGGCUUUCACAACUUAAAUUUUCUCAUUGGAUCCCCAGCCAACAUCCUCAACAUGAUCGUCUUCUAUCGUCAGGGACUUCGAGAUCGGAUGAACCUCUGUCUCUUCUGUCUCGCCUUCACUGACCUCAUGUAUCUGAUGACAAUCUUUAUAAUAGAUGCUUACUGCUUCAUAGGCAUCCCCUUUCCUGACCAAAAGGAAAUGUGGAAAUGGACUCCGAACAUCAUCUUGGCGCUGGUGCGAUUUGCUGUCCCAGAGUUCCAUGUUGAUGGUCGCUAUGGAAACCUGUUCAUGACUACACACUACAUCGCUAACCUUCCAGUAAUGUUCAACACUUCCAUCAACUUUUUCGUCUCCUACGUUAAAGGUCAGGCAGUGUUGAUGCGAAUGCUGGUGGAGGUGUGCUGUAUCUACAUCCUGUGCACGACUCCAAACAUCAUCCUGGCCCUGGCGCGAUUUGCUGUCUUCGAGUUUCGAGCUGAAGGGCGAUACACUCUUACUUUGAUAGGACUGCGUAACGCCAUGGCCUGGAGAACAUCCUCAGCCAGCUCGUAUGUGAAAGGCCAGGCGGUGUUGAUGAGGAUGCUGGUGGUGGUGUCCAGCCUGUACAUCCUGUGCACGGCUCCUAACAUCAUCCUGGCGCUGUCGCGAUUCAUUGAGCCGGAGUUUCGUGCUGGAGGUCGCUAUAGCAACUUUUUUAUGGCGACGCAUGCUAUCUCACAACUUCCGGUUAUGUUCAACUCUUCAGUCAACUUUUUUGUUUUUGCUAAAAUGUCUUCCCGGUUUCAAUACGUGUUAAAGACAUUGUGUCUUUGCAUGAGGACCUCAGUUAGCUCCAGGUCUUCUCUCGGUACUAUUAACCACUCCAAGGAAAAACAUUAA